This is a messenger RNA of Scleropages formosus (Asian bonytongue), 1381 nucleotides long. Its product is annotated as protein Wnt-2b-A-like. The coding region runs from base 112 to 1299 and encodes 395 amino acids. Gene Ontology annotation, molecular function: frizzled binding; cytokine activity. Gene Ontology annotation, biological process: cell fate commitment; multicellular organism development; canonical Wnt signaling pathway. NCBI's taxonomy places the organism in Eukaryota, Metazoa, Chordata, Actinopteri, Osteoglossiformes, Osteoglossidae. Gene Ontology annotation, cellular component: extracellular region. The record is from RefSeq and is a predicted model, not a curated record. The transcript is spliced from 5 exons.
CGGGGCUCAGGGGCUGAGGAGGCUACGCGGGUGAGGAAGCGAGCGAACGAGUUCUGCCGACGCUGCUUGGAACGCAAAUCUCCCGGAACUGCUGUGCUGGACACGAACAAGAUGCGCGGCGAACGGGGAGCGGAAAACAGGGCGCGAGGACACUGCAGGGUGUCUCUGAGCAAAGCGCGCACACACCUCAGACGUGUCUCGAGAAAAGGGACCCAUCCGCGCGGUCUACGUGUCGCCUCCGGGAUCCUCGCCGCCUCCCUUUUACUGCUGCUCCUCUUCACACCGCAGGUGGACUCGUCCUGGUGGUACAUUGGGGCACUUGGGGCGCGAGUGAUCUGUGACAACAUCCCCGGCUUGGUGAACAAGCAGAGACAGCUGUGCCAGAGGCACCCGGACCUCAUGCAGUCAGUGGGUGAUGGGGCCCAAGAAUGGAUCCGGGAGUGCCAGCACCAGUUCCGUUACCACCGCUGGAACUGCAGCACACUACACCGUCACCACGCUGUCUUCGGCCGUGUUGUGCAGCGCAGCAGCCGCGAGGCCGCGUUUGUGUACGCCAUCUCCUCGGCCGGUGUGGUGUAUGCUGUUACACAGGCCUGCAGCCAGGGGGAGCUCAGAUCCUGCAACUGUGAUCCCCACAAAAGGGGCCAGGGGAGAGACGAAAGGGGCAACUUUGACUGGGGCGGCUGCAGCGACCAUGUUGAUUAUGGGAUCAAGUUUGCCAAGGCCUUCAUUGAUGCCAGAGAGAGGACAGUCAAGGAUGCUCACGCCCUGAUGAACCUGCACAAUAAUCGCUGUGGACGGAUGGCUGUGAAGCAUUUUGUGAAGCUAGAGUGCAAAUGCCAUGGUGUGAGUGGCUCUUGUGAGCUGCGGACCUGCUGGUCAGCAAUGUCUGACUUCCGGAGGACUGGGGACUUCCUCCGCAAGAAGUACAAUGCAGCCAUAGAGGUCACCUUGAACCAGGACGGCACAGGGUUUGCGGUGCCCAGUAACGCCCUGAGGAGGCCCACUAAGAAUGAUCUGGUUUACGUGGAGAGCUCUCCUGACUACUGUGUCAUGGACAAAGCAGUUGGGUCUCUAGGCACUGCAGGACGAGUGUGCAACAAGUCCUCUCAUGGACCUGAUGGCUGCGAGGUCAUGUGCUGUGGCAGGGGCUACGACACCACCCGCAUUCGACGGGUAACCCAGUGCGAGUGCAAGUUCCGAUGGUGCUGUGCUGUGGAGUGCAAAAACUGCGAGGAGUUUGUAGACAUCCACUCCUGCAAAGCCCCCAAGCAUGCCGAUUGGCAGGACAAGACCUGAUGGUGGACAAUGUUGCCUUCGCAGAUUUCAGCCUUGCUCUCGGGAAUCCAUGGAUUUCUUGUCCAUUCCAUGUUCCUCCAAA